This is a messenger RNA of Piliocolobus tephrosceles (Ugandan red Colobus), 780 nucleotides long. Its product is annotated as RNA-binding protein 25-like. NCBI's taxonomy places the organism in Eukaryota, Metazoa, Chordata, Mammalia, Primates, Cercopithecidae. The record is from RefSeq and is a predicted model, not a curated record. The annotation marks the transcript as partial. Gene Ontology annotation, biological process: regulation of alternative mRNA splicing, via spliceosome. Gene Ontology annotation, molecular function: mRNA binding. Gene Ontology annotation, cellular component: spliceosomal complex. The transcript has 3 exons.
AUGGAACAAGAGGCCGAGAGGCGCAGGCAGCCACAAAUAAAGCAAGAGCCAGAAUCAGAAGAAGAGGAAGAAGAAAAGCAAGAAAAAGAAGAAAAACGAGAAGAACCCAUGGAAGAGGAAGAGGAGCCAGAGCAAAAGCCUUGUCUGAAACCUACUCUGAGGCCCAUCAGCUCUGCUCCGUCUGUUUCUUCUGCCAGUGGCAAUGCAACACCUAACACUCCUGGGGAUGAGUCUCCCUGUGGUAUUAUUAUUCCUCAUGAAAACUCACCGGAUCAACAACAACCUGAGGAGCAUAGGCCAAAAAUAGGACUAAGUCUUAAACUGGGUGCUUCCAAUAGUCCUGGUCAGCCUAAUUCUGUGAAGAGAAAGAAACUGCCUGUAGAUAGUGUCUUUAACAAAUUUGAGGAUGAAGACAGUGAUGACGUACCCCGAAAAAGGAAACUGGUUCCCUUGGAUUAUGGUGAAGAUGAUAAAAAUGCAGCCAAAGGCACUGUAAACACUGAAGAAAAGCGUAAACACAUUAAGAGUCUCAUUGAGAAAAUCCCUACAGCCAAACCUGAGCUCUUCGCUUAUCCCCUGGAUUGGUCUAUUGUGGAUUCUAUACUGAUGGAACGUCGAAUUAGACCAUGGAUUAAUAAGAAAAUCAUAGAAUAUAUAGGUGAAGAGGAAGCUACAUUAGUUGAUUUUGUUUGUUCUAAGGUUAGUCUUCUAUUCUCUUCCAUGCCAGCUUUUAUUUUAUAUAUUAAAAUAUUAGACACUUUUUAAAAGAGCAGAAAUUUU